AAAUAUCCUCGGCCUCCAUUUCUCUCUCUAUAUCUCUCCUGCGUUUUAGACCUGAAGUGCAUGACGCUUUGCGCAGCCCUCGAACUGUCUGGGUGUUUAAUCAAUCUCGUCCGUUCAUUAUUGUAUCCAACGGAUCAGACUAGUCGGUGUGUGGUUACCCCCAUCUUCCUCAGUGGUUUUAAUCAUAAACCCUAGCCGAUACUCUUCCACGCUCUCUUUCUUUGCGGCUACAACUCCUUCGAUCCUCUAUUCUCUCUCCUCGUCCCAAGUAGAUCUCACUAUGAGAUUCGGUUCUUAUUUCGAUUCCCAACCUAUCUUACUGAUUUUCGUCUAUUUUAUUGGAACUUUAUAAUUUGUAUCAGACUCGAUCCCUGUCUUCCUUUCUCGGGGAAGAUCCUGAUUUUCGCUGCCAUGUCGUUUCUUCUCUUUGUUACUGUAUUUUAACUCACCCUGCGCUUAGCUCAUACAAUUUCUGUGUUCGGGUCAAGGGUCGCUCCGAUUAUGCUGGAAUAAUCCGACUGUCGGUUGAAUUUUCUUUGUUUUCAGUGUGUAUGACACAAUUAGGCGCUGGGGAAUCCGCUGGGUUCGAUUUUGUUCUGUGGACUUAAGUGUGAGUCAACUCAGCUUCGACUCGGUGACUAUCGUCUAGAUAAGAUCGAGUCUCGGGUUGUAUCUUUUGGAAACCGUACGGCAAUGCCGGCGGUUGGGAUGAGACGAACCACGAGGGUGUUUGGAGUCGUGAAGGGAGCUGACUCCGCCAGGGUCUUGAGGUCGGGGAGGCGCCUUUGGCCGGAAUCUUAUGAUGGGAAGAUCAGGAGGGGUAACGAUGCGGAUGAGUGGUUGAAGCCGGUAAAGACUCCUGGGAAAGGCGACGCUUGGGCUCGUGGCUUUGUUAAAACAAAGCAAGAAGUCGCAGUUAUAGGAAAACAUGCAGAUUCUGGUACGAAGAAGACGAAGCCAGUGAAAGAAGGCAGAUCUUCACGCGGCGGAAAUGGCCCCAAUAAAAUGUGUCGUCUUGUAUAUAGUAGAAAAAGAAAGACACCGGUCGCUGAAAGUUCAGACUUUUCAGUUGAUGUAGGGGCCAAACGAAGUCUGGAAGAUGACAGGAGGUGGGGCUUGUAUUUUUCUCGUCGGCAACGAAGGAAACUCAUUGAAGAUAAUCAAGGUGUGCUUUCUGUUGUUGUGAGGCCCUCUUAUGGCAACAGCCAUUGGCUUUCGUCUUUCUUGGCUUUGGUGUUGAGUUACAUUCGGCGGGUUGGGUUGACAUUUAAGGAUCUUUCGGCCUUUAUUCUAGUUGAGCCCUUUUGUGGUGCCUAUGCUUCCCGGGGUAUACAAUUUCUACAGGGACCGCCUACUACGAAAAUUGGAAUUUGCAAAUUUUUUGGGAUCACAGGAUUGGACCCAUUGUUCAGUGUGGAUUUCUCUGCCGUCCCUCUUUCUUUCUUGCACUUGCAUUCUGCAAUGCUUUCGAGAUCUUUUUUUAGGUCAUUUUUACUUGUAAAUAAUUUAAUUUGUGUGCAUAGUGACGAUGAGGUGGAUAGUGACAACCAAGAACUUGAGAUUGAAGAGCCGAAUUCAUGCCAUUCUGUCGAGACAGAACCUUCUGGGAGUGUAUCCAUCACUCCUGAUGUCAUUGAAAUCAAGGACAGUUCAUCGUUACAAGCACCUGUUAGGGGUUCCAGGAUAGCUGGCAGAAAUGGACAAUACAGAAGUAUUCUAAAUUCUAGAGGAAUUCAGAGGAGGAGAAGUUCACUUAGGAAAAGGAAAGCUCGAAAUCCUUCAUUGUUGGGUGUGCAGAAAACCCAUGCAGCGUUGGCUUCUGAUUUAGGGGAUGGCAGGAAAAACAGCACUCCUUUGACUGGUGUAGCUUCAAGGAAGAAGCUAAGAAGUUUGGUUCACAGUUAUUCCCCUGGAAGCUUUAAAGAAAUGAGUUCUUCCUUGGUUGAUUCAAUUGAAGACCUGGAUUCAUCUCUCUGUUCUGCAAAUCUAUUAAUCACGGAGUCAGACAAAUGUUAUAGGGUAGAGGGAGUAAUAAUUACUCUUGAAAUGUCAGCUUCAAAAGACUGGCAUAUCACAGUGAAGAAAGAUGGUUUAACAAGAUGCACUCUCAGGGCAGAAAAAGUUAUGAGACCCAAUUCUUCCAAUCGGUUCACCCAUGUGACAAUGUUUCCAUUGGACAAUGGUUGGAAGUUAGAGUUUGAUAGGCGACAGGACUGGAUUCUUUUUAAAAAUCUUUAUAAAGAGUGUUCUGAUCGCAAUAUUUUAGCUCCUGUUGUCAAAUUCAUUCCUGUACCAGGUGUGUGUGAAGUCCCUGGUUAUGCAGAUAGUAAGAGUGUUCCCUUUCACAGACCAGAUAGCUAUAUUUUAAUGAGUGGUGAUGAGUUAUCUAGAGCUUUGGCCAAGACGACAGCAAUAUAUGACCUGGACUCUGAAGAUGAGGAAUGGCUAAAAAAGCUCAAUUAUGAGUCUCAAGAGCGUGUUUCAGAGGAUAAUUUUGAGCUAAUUAUUGAUGCUUUGGAGAAGGCAUAUUAUUGUAAUCCUGAUGAUUUUUCUGACGAGAAAUUGCCUGCCAAUCUUUGUCAAGAUCUGGGAAGCAAUGGAAUUGUGGAAGCUGUAUAUGGCUAUUGGAUGAAAAAACGGAAGCUAAAACGUUCAUUGCUGCUUAGGGUUUUCCAGGGUCAUCAAUCAAAGAAAGCUCCACUUAUACCAAAGCCUUUGCUAAGGAAGAGAAGGUCCUUCAAGAGACAGCCAAGUCAAUUUGGUAGAGGCAAGCAACCAAGUGUAUUGCAAGCAAUUGCGGCUGAACAAGUUGCUUUGGAAGAAAAGAACGCGAUGAUGCUUAGGGUUGAAGAGGCUAAAGCUUCUGCAGACAAAUCCAUGGAAUUAGCAAUACUGAAACGCAAAAGAGCUCAGGUUCUCAUGGAGAAUGCUGAUUUAGCCACUUACAAGGCCACAAUGUUAAUUAGAAUAGCCGAAGCAGCCCAAGUUGCAGAAUCAACAGAUGUCUCGGCCGGUUUCUUUCUUGAUUGAUGGUAGAGGAAUUGCUGAAGCUAAUUAUAACAGUAUUUUUAUUACAGGAAAUGUACACAGCAGAUCUGUUGGUGCUGUGUUUUUUUUUUUUUUAAUUUAAGUGUAAUUUUGUAUAGAUUUUUAUUGUAUGUACAUUCUGUAUGAAGAUAUUGACCUCCCGGAUCUUCUGUACAAUUAGACUAGAUUACAUCUAAUUAGAUUUAAAGGAAGAAUUUAAGAAAAUGAAAAAAAAAAAAAAGAAGUUACACAGGAUUUUCAAACUUGUGUC
Molecule: messenger RNA, 3298 nt
Organism: Prosopis cineraria
Lineage: Eukaryota; Viridiplantae; Streptophyta; Magnoliopsida; Fabales; Fabaceae
Exons: 4
Coding region: 694-3030 (778 amino acids)
Biological process (GO): regulation of transcription by RNA polymerase II
Cellular component (GO): piccolo histone acetyltransferase complex
Source: RefSeq, a predicted model, not a curated record